UGGACGCAGGGCCGGCCCCUCUCCCGCCUCCCGCCAAUGACGGCCGGGCCCGUCAGCGCGCGCGUCACGGGGCGGUGCCAAGAUGGCGAAGGUGUCGGAGAUGUACGACGUGACUUGGGAAGAUAUGCGUGAUAAAAUGAGGAAAUGGAGGGAAGAAAACUACCGAAACAGUGAACAGAUAGUGGAUGUUGGAGAAGAGUUAAUUAAUGAAUAUGCAUCUAAACUUGGAGAUGACAUUUGGAUAAUUUAUGAACAGGUGAUGAUUGCUGCCCUGGACUGCAGUCGAGAUGAUCUGGCAUUGUUUUGUCUUCAGGAACUAAGGCGGCAGUUUCCUGGGAGCCACAGAGUUAAACGAUUAACUGGAAUGCGAUUUGAAGCUAUGGAAAGGUAUGAUGAUGCUAUCCAGUUAUAUGAUAGAAUUUUACAAGAAGAUUCAACUAAUACAGCAGCAAGAAAGCGUAAGAUUGCCAUUCGAAAAGCCCAGGGGAAGAAUCUCGAGGCCAUCCGAGAGCUGAAUGAGUAUCUGGAACAAUUUGUUGGAGACCAAGAAGCUUGGCAUGAACUUGCAGAGCUUUACAUCAAUGAACAUGACUAUGCAAAGGCAGCCUUCUGCUUAGAGGAGCUUAUGAUGACUAAUCCACACAACCACUUAUAUUGUCAGCAAUAUGCUGAAGUUAAAUACACUCAAGGGGGUCUUGAAAACCUUGAGCUAUCAAGAAAGUAUUUUGCACAAGCACUGAAGCUUAACAACAGAAAUAUGAGAGCUCUGUUUGGACUUUACAUGUCUGCCAGUCAUAUUGCUUCCAAUCCAAAAGCAAGUGCAAAAAUGAAAAAGGAUAAUAUGAAAUAUGCCAGCUGGGCAGCAAACCAAAUAAACAGAGCAUACCAGUUUGCAGGUCGCAGUAAGAAAGAAACUAAAUACUCUUUGAAGGCAGUGGAAGACAUGUUGGAGACCCUGCAAAUCACUCAGUCUUAGUUUGGCACAGAGAUCCAAUAUGAAAUUUUUCAAUAUUGUGCUCAACCUGUGGGUUAUGUUACUGUAGUGCUGUUAAAAGUUAAUUUUGUAUUGAUUAACAUCCUAUAUAAGAUAACAUUUUAUGAAAAGUAAAAUGCCUAUUUAUUGCUGCUAUAAGAAAUAUGAUGAAUACCCACUGAAAUGAAUAACUUUAUCCACGUAGAAAACAUAAAGAAAUUACAUGCUGCACAUCAUUUUCUUCAGAUUUUUUGUACCUACAGUACCUGCUUCUAAGCCAUAAUUUGUAGAAAUAAACUUGUUAAAUGAUUUAAAAAAAUAGUGAUUUAUUGGUCUUGCAAAUGAAAAUUAUGAAUUUAUAUAUGUAGAUUAAUAACAUAUGUUAAACACUUUUGUCUUAUUUGCAUAUUUAAGAGUAAAAGCAUGCUGCUGAUAUGCAUUUUCUGGAAAAUGUUUACCAUGCAGCAAUGAGUGAUUAUGAACGCAGUAUAGUAGAGAAAAAAAAAAGUUCAUGUUAACGGUUUUCUUAAUGAGUUGAUAUCCAGUACUGUAGAAAAGGAGAAAACUUGCUUGUGUACUUGGCUCCAGAGGUGCUCUUGUACUGGCUUAUGGCCAAAGACAUUUUUCUCUGUGGUUUUGUGGGCAAAUGCUUCCAUGUCCGUGUAAUUCUCCACUCAGUAUAUGCAUAUGCAGUUUUUUUAUUCCUUCUCCGUGUCCUUUGUUGCACAUAUGUUCCACAUCCUGAAUUUCAAAACCACCUGAAUGCAAGUCUGCAUGUGCUUGUCUGUACUCAUUCUGUGCCUGUGGUCUGGGCACCCCUUCACUGUGGGGUAGCUGGUGCAUUAUCUCCACAGUAACCCGGGGGAACUGCACUGUGAGGAUGAGAUGAGACAGCUUGUUCAACUGCCUUGUACUGACUGGAGGAUAGCGUUUGUCACACCAUCAGCAUGUAGCAUCUAGCACACUGUAAAUCCAUACUGUGUUUGUCUUUGGGCACUGGUUUAUUUACUCAGAUAAUUAGUCAGACACCCUAAUUCAUGCAUUUUGCAGUUCUGAUCAUUCUGGAUGUUGUUCAGAUGUGUACUGUGGCAAUUCAGUUGCACAGCUAUCAUCUCAUUUAUUACAGCUUCAGUAAGAUUGCAUAACAGCAGCAACAUACCCUCGGCAAAUUCUAAUAAAAAUAUUGCAAUGUAGUUUUCAUGACUGUCACCAUCAUGAUUUGACUUUUAGAUUUUAUACUGCCUGCUCUAUAUAGAUGGGUAGGUUAAAGGCUAUAUACCAAAAUGUCCUUUUUAUGAUCCUGGACUCAAUGUAGUGAAACAAAGCUGAGCUCCUUCAUAAAGCAGCAACAAAACUUUCUUUGUUAGUUCAAAGCUUGGAAAUGUGUGUAACUCACCUGGUUGUUGCCUGAGACUGAGCCUUUAAGAAACACCUAAGAUCUCACUCCUGUUGUCCAUAAAGUAGGUUGGAGUAUGAUAGUGUGACAGGACGGGUGCUAUGCCAUGGGAAUUAAUUGUAUGUGGAAUCUUAAAUUAACCGAAUUCACUACUGUUGAAAUACAAAACUGCAAAUACUGCAUAGUAUUAUAUUAAAUCAUCCAAUUCUAACCUGGGGGAAUAGUGCAGAUCCUUUCUAUAAUAAUAAUUCACAAACAGAUCUCAGAAUGGUAUUUGUGGCUAGAUUAUAUAUAUUUUGGGUGGAAAACCAAGGAAGCAUAUGUAAGCCUGUGUAUUUCUGUUCAGACUUGUAGUCUUUGACUGUAGGAGUGUGCCAUCUAGAGUUUUAGGCCCUCAUAGGUGUUUUUUUCUCUUUUACCUACAUCACAUGUAACUUGGUUGCAUUAUAAAAUUAAAAAUGGUGUGAAGCUGUACUGAAGACUGAAGCAGUGCAUAACAUUUUACCUCCAAGGUAUUAAAAAACAGCAGUGCAGUAUUUUUGUACAGCUGGCAUCUGUGCUGCUGGAAUGUGUUGUACAUGUUUUAUUCAGAGGCAACUUUUAAUAUAACAAUGUCAGACUUGGUUAUGUAGUAUAUCAGUUUCUCUGUAAGAAAAUUUGUUCUGUUUCUUGUUUUCAGUGAUUUGAUGAAAAAUUUCAUGUCGUUUGGCUGCUUAGAACCUUUUCGCUACUGCUUAUCAUCUUUUGAAAUUACUAUUUAGCACUCUGAUUUGUGAGUGUAUUUUGGCAUAAUUUCCAGAUAGUAGAGCUUACAAGUUGACCUUGCUAAUAUUUCUGACAAAUUCAAGUUUACUUCAAAGGUAAAAUAAAUUACUCCUAUGAAAAUGCGUGGGCAGUCUCUGAUACAAUUAUAUAAUUGAAGCAAUGAAAGUUGAGGGUCUUUUCCAUAUUCAAAUUAAAAAAAAAAAAUUAGCUUCUGUCUGCAUAGGAAAUAACUGUAUGAAAUGCCAUGCAGUCUCAGCAAGCAAGGAGCUUGCUGAGAAGGGAAGUUGUGAUAUAAUAUGAUUUUUGUAAAAGUAAUUUUCCAGUUCUAGUAUACCAUUUUGUAAUGUCACUGUGUUGCAUUAAAAAAUAGGUUUUCAAAGAAUGGGUUACUUAAUUAACAAAUGAACUUGAUUAUAUUUUUGUAUUGUGCUCUGACAGUGACAAAUGCCACACAAAAAAUUUAUUAUCAAGCAUGCAGUCUCCUCAUUCCAAAAUAAAAGGCUAUGUUUUCAUAUUGUUUCAGUUGACAGCAGAAACUUGGGACCUUUGCAAUACCAGACUGUCUAGCGAGGACUUGCGUCUUUAUUUCUUUGCUCGUACUUUGAUAAUGGGCUUGAUAGCAAGAGCUUAGUGUUACCCAAUGAAGUAAAGGUCAUUGAAGAGCCACCAAAACCUCAGAUUCUGCCCUUGUGAUGCAAGUUACUGGUGACUUAAAAACAUUUUGUCCAAAUGUUAUACAAUUCAUAUUAUGUAGCUGCAAAAAGCACAUCUUGUUUAGAAUAUAUCCCUAAAUCUCUUCAGAUCAGUGCCCAGAAUAUCUUGCAGUUGCUAUUGGAAACUCUGUUAUUAGUCAACGGAGGACUUCCUCUUGGCAGUGCUGUAUUUUUAAUGGCAUCCAUGUUUGCUAGUCACUGCAUUUACAGUGGAACUUGUAUUUCAGCCAGCCUUAGAAGGGAGGGGAAAAGGAAAGCAAAUUAAACUUGACUUACUGGCAUGAAUUUCUUAGCUUCUUGUUACUUGCACUCUCAUCUUCCAAGAACACCAACUGUAGCUGCAGUCAGGUUUGCAAUAAUAAUUCUUUUUGUAACUCAAGAGCUUCUGUAUAUUCAACUCUAAAACCAACACUCCAUUAAAAUCUAAACCAUGCAGAUUCCAGUGAAAUGGUGCUAUGUGAUGUGCACGUACCCCUGUAUGCAGGAAAGGACUACUCCCACCCUCCCUCAAGUUGGUGUCAGAGUGGAGGAGCAUUAGAACAGUUCUGGAGUGUGGUUUUGUCUAGAAAAUUAAUACUACUUAAUAUGCUUCAAAAUAUUGCUUAGUACUUCCAUUGUUCAGUGCAUGAAUAGAAUUUUAGGACUAACUGUUGCUUAACUACAGAUGCUUGAGUCUAUGUGGAGAAUAAAGUACUUGAAAUAGU
Chiroxiphia lanceolata (lance-tailed manakin) is the source of this 4551-nucleotide messenger RNA. It is a transcript of the gene EMC2, whose product is annotated as ER membrane protein complex subunit 2. The coding region runs from base 83 to 976 and encodes 297 amino acids. Lineage: Eukaryota; Metazoa; Chordata; Aves; Passeriformes; Pipridae. The transcript has 11 exons. Gene Ontology annotation, molecular function: protein binding. Gene Ontology annotation, biological process: protein folding in endoplasmic reticulum. Gene Ontology annotation, cellular component: EMC complex. The record is from RefSeq and is a predicted model, not a curated record.